AAGCGAAAGGGCUUUUUGAUCCCUCUGCAGCUACAGGCAAUCCGACGAAUUCAUCUUAAAACCCUAAUCUUUUUGGGAUUCUCGUCCUUCGUUCGGGGUAAACCGUAGGAAGAUAGUGUUUUUUCGUUGGGAAAUUCUCCGAGGUUGUCCGGUGAGGGGGGGUCGGUUAGAAAUGUUGCGGCAUGUUGGUGGAGGAGGAGAUUCCCUUCCGGGUUUCGAUCUCCCCGACGAGAUUCUGUCCGUGAUCCCGACGGACCCUUUUGAGCAACUGGAUCUCGCCAGGAAGAUUACGUCCAUGGCGAUAGCUUCGAGGGUGUCGAACCUGGAAGCCGAGGUGGUCGGGUUGAGACAGAAGCUCCAGGAUAAGGAAAGGGUCAUGCAUGAGCUCGAGGAGAAGAUGUCACGCGUGGAGAGAGAUUGCCGGGAGGCUGACUCGAGGUUAAGGAUCGUUCUCGACGACAAUAUGAAGCUGACAAAGGAACGCGAUUCUCUUGCAAUGACGGUGAAGAAACUCAGCCGUGAUUUUGCUAAGUUGGAGACAUUCAAAAGGCAGUUGAUCCAGUCUCUGAGUGAUGAGAAUGCAUCUCAAAUCGAACCUGUUGAUAUCGGGACAUGUGACCAGUCAGUUCCUGGAUCUUAUCCAGACAAGGAUGAAAAGACAAAUGGUCAUUCAGUACACCAUUCUUAUAGUGGCUCUGUAGCCUCGUCAAAUCCAAUAGACGAAGCUUCAAGAUACGCCGGACAAAAGUUUUCCAUGACUCCUUUCAUUUCUCCUCGGCUUACCCCAACUGGAACACCGAAGAUCAUCUCCACAAGUGUAUCCCCUCGAGGUUAUUCAGCUGCAGGAUCUCCCAAGAAAACAUCAGGUGCAGUUUCUCCCACUGGAUCUUGUUAUGAAGGCAAAGCAACACCCCUCUGGUACCCCUCAAGUCAGCAAUCUUCCGCAGCAAAUUCUCCUCCCCGAGGACGUCUGCUUCCGGCCCGAACCCCUCGGAUGGAUGGGAAGGAGUUCUUCCGUCAAGCAAGGAGCCGGCUAUCUUACGAACAGUUCAGUGCUUUCUUGGCCAACAUCAAAGAACUUAACGCGCAGAAGCAAACCCGGGAGGAAACACUGAGGAAGGCCGAGGAGAUAUUCGGGACUGAGAACAAAGAUCUCUACCUAUCUUUCCAAGGGCUUCUCAACAGGAAUGCUCGUUAAACAUAUCAGAAACCGGGUUUUUGUUUCAAACAUGUUUUGAUAUUGCAAAAGAAGAAUCUGAGUAGCAAAGUGACCUUUUCAUGUUCACAAAGGUUACUUACUGUCCGAGAGAUAAAACCUCAUUGUUCCAACUCUAAAAUUGGUUUGGAAUUCAUUUUGAUUUAUGAAAGGAAAAAAUCCAAGGCAAAUAAGCUAUUGAUA
Molecule: messenger RNA, 1399 nt
Organism: Tarenaya hassleriana
Lineage: Eukaryota; Viridiplantae; Streptophyta; Magnoliopsida; Brassicales; Cleomaceae
Exons: 9
Coding region: 173-1198 (341 amino acids)
Source: RefSeq, a predicted model, not a curated record